AUGGGAGACCUCGCAAGUCAGUUCGUCCUUCCUCUCCAAGGCAAGCUAGCAAUAGUAACGGGAUCAUCACAUGGUAUCCGUGCCGACAUUGCAUGGGAGCUUGCCCGCCAUGACAACAGCAAAUUAAUCGUCGAGGAGCUUAGGACUAAAGUCACCCAACUUCCUCAAAAACCAAUCACUUGGGCCUGCCAGGCUGGCCUGUCAACUACCACGGACGCCCGGGAGAUUAUUUCGCAGCUCAAGACUUGCUUUGGCAGCGAUGAACUCCAAAUCCACAUUUUGGUGAACAACAAUGCCGCCAUUGAGGUGGUCAGCGAUAUACAGAGCAUGACGCUUGGGAAUUACGAAACGGUUUUCAACCUCAACGUGCGUGGUCUCAUGCUCAUCACGCAGGCCAUGGCCGCCGUCGAAGGCUUCACGCGCAGCUGGGCCAGCGAGCUGGGCGGGGAUGGCACAACGGUCAAUGCUGUCGCGCCAGGGCCUACGACGAUGCCUGUUGAGCAGCAACUUGGCACAACGGAGGAGAUUGCCAGCAUUGUUGGGUGGUUGGCAGGACCCGAUGCCUCAUGGGUGUCCGGCCAGGUCAUCUGUGCAAGUGGUGCUUGGUCAAUGUAA
Molecule: messenger RNA, 615 nt
Organism: Penicillium odoratum
Lineage: Eukaryota; Fungi; Ascomycota; Eurotiomycetes; Eurotiales; Aspergillaceae
Product: SDR family NAD(P)-dependent oxidoreductase
Exons: 4
Coding region: 1-615 (204 amino acids)
Source: RefSeq, a predicted model, not a curated record